Messenger RNA from Microdochium trichocladiopsis, 818 nucleotides. RefSeq lists its product as uncharacterized. Gene Ontology annotation, biological process: autophagy of mitochondrion. The record is from RefSeq and is a predicted model, not a curated record. NCBI's taxonomy places the organism in Eukaryota, Fungi, Ascomycota, Sordariomycetes, Xylariales, Microdochiaceae. The transcript has 2 exons. Bases 118 to 759 code for a protein of 213 amino acids. Gene Ontology annotation, cellular component: mitochondrion.
CUGCCUAACCGGCAGCGUGACUUCACCUCACACGACUCAGCGACAGCACCAACUACUACUGCUUCUCGUGCUCGUGGCAGACAUUCUCGCCCAUCAUCGUCGCCAUCCUCAGCAGCCAUGUCGUCCCGCAAGGUCUCCAUCUGCAAGUUCGUGGGCACCGUCACCCUCGGUCUGAUGACGGGCGCCUCUUACACGCUUACCACCCUCACCAUUCCGUCCCUCCUCGAGCUUCCCUCCGCCUCGUCGGCCGCAAAGGCCUUGCGCUCGCUCUCGUCUACUGCCUCGGCCAACCUCAACAUCCUCACCACUGUCUCCUGCUCCGCUUUCCUCCUCGCCUUUGGGCUCUCGCCUCGCGGCUUCAGGCAUCCCUAUCUCCUGUACACCUCCUUCUUCUGCCUCGGCGCCCGCAUCGCCGACUUUGCCGCGCCGAUGCUGCUGGGUUCGCCGUCGUCCAGCAACGCCGCUGCACAGAGGAGAGCUGCCGCCGCCCAGCUGCGCAAGGACAAGGCAGCCGCACGGCGUAUGGAGCAGAGCUACGAGAUGCUGGGCUCUGAUGCCCACAGCGACGAGGGCAGCGCCAGCAUCAGCGGCGAGGACUUGGAGGACGACGUCAAUGGUGAGGAGGUGCGUGCCGAGGUCCAGGCCUUUGUCAACACGCAGCUGCUCCAGACCAUCAUUUCGGGCGUCGGCUUUGCGAUGGCUGUGGUUGGGAUCUGGGGUGAUGGUGCGCCAGCCCAGGCUGUUGUCAUUCAGAUCUAGGAGUGGACCUUAGUCUCGUCGAGACGUCGAAUCAAUCACUAGACGCCACUCAACCCUUU